This is a messenger RNA of Prosopis cineraria, 1129 nucleotides long. RefSeq lists its product as uncharacterized. Gene Ontology annotation, molecular function: metal ion binding. The record is from RefSeq and is a predicted model, not a curated record. The coding region runs from base 202 to 930 and encodes 242 amino acids. Lineage: Eukaryota; Viridiplantae; Streptophyta; Magnoliopsida; Fabales; Fabaceae. Gene Ontology annotation, cellular component: nucleus; cytosol. Gene Ontology annotation, biological process: protein histidyl modification to diphthamide; tRNA wobble uridine modification. The transcript is spliced from 3 exons.
UGCAGUUACUCUACUUAUCUUCCUCGUUUCUGUCCGCUUACGAAGACUGAUAAUGUAGACUCAAGUUACUAAGCGAGAACCAAGCCUUCAAAUAAAGUUAACACUCCCGUUGCCGAUUACCACUGACCUAUAGUCCUCUGCAAUCCCUUAAAAAGCCUUAUCACUGCUGCAGAUUCCGAUCAAGAUCCUCUCGGGUCUACAAUGGCUGCAAAAAUGGCAGCGUUGGUGAUGCUAAUCCUGACGCUGCUGGUUGUGUGUCUCGACGCGGACAACACCAAAAGGGUCUACCACCCUUGCGCCGAUACCAAGAUUCAGAGAUCUGAUGGCUACACUUUCGGCAUUGCUUUCAGUUCCAGGGAUUCGUUCUUCUACAAUCAGUCCCACCAGCUCUCUCCAUGUGACAGCCGUCUCGGUCUGGCUUCGUCGUCGCCGAACUCACAGCUCGCCUUGUUCCGCCCGAAAGUCGAUGAGAUCUCCCUCCUCUCCAUCAACACCUCUAAUUUCUUUCCGGAUUCUUAUGGUGGGUAUAUGGUGGCAUUUGCUGGGCGAAAAUAUGCUGCAAGGUCUCUACCUGCGUUUGUUGCAAACAGCUCAUACAUUGUGACAAGUUUUACACUGGUGCUAGAGUUUAAGAAGGGUAGGCUACAGAAUUUGUACUGGAAGAGAGACGGAUGCGCUUCAUGCAAAGGAAAAUCUAACUUUGUUUGCCUCAAUAAACAAGACUGCGCAAUAAGAACAUCAUCUUGUAAGAACCGAGGGGGUUCAGUGGAUUGUAGUCUUGGGAUACAGCUAGCCUUUUCUGGUACCGACAAGCAUCUUACGGUGCUUAACUCAUGGUAUGAAGUAGAAAACCUGCGCCAAUAUUCUCUUUACGGAUUGUAUUCAAAUCUGAGGGAAUCCUUGACCAGCCAGUACAACAAAUUCUUUUAACCAGAAAUUUUCAAUCUUUCCCUAGAGUUUGGCUUGUAAUUUCACACUGCUGCUUUUUGUGUCCAUUGAUGCUGAUUCUCGAUUUUUUGUUUUUAUUGUGGUGCGAUUUAUAACCAUGUCUGCAGAUUGUAUUUGUUUUUUAUGCCUAGGAAUGUAUUGAUUCUACUAUUAUUAUUGAAGUUAAAAUCUUGAAUGUGAA